Oncorhynchus tshawytscha (Chinook salmon) is the source of this 4369-nucleotide messenger RNA. Its product is annotated as E3 ubiquitin-protein ligase arih1. Bases 183 to 1790 code for a protein of 535 amino acids. The record is from RefSeq and is a predicted model, not a curated record. Gene Ontology annotation, cellular component: nucleus; ubiquitin ligase complex; cytoplasm. Lineage: Eukaryota; Metazoa; Chordata; Actinopteri; Salmoniformes; Salmonidae. The transcript has 14 exons. Gene Ontology annotation, biological process: ubiquitin-dependent protein catabolic process; positive regulation of proteasomal ubiquitin-dependent protein catabolic process; protein polyubiquitination. Gene Ontology annotation, molecular function: zinc ion binding; ubiquitin conjugating enzyme binding; ubiquitin protein ligase activity.
CUCUUUGUUGGUCCAGCGGCAGCUGCGCUCAUGUUGUUGUAGCUACUCUCUCUCUCUCUCUCUCUGGAAAUAUUUUUCCUCUUUCGAAAUAUUUCGUCUCUUGUUUUCAUCGCGGCCUGUACACAUCCUAGUAUCUAGCGUUUGGUAUCAUACCUUGUCACAAUAUCAAGUUAAACCGAGUAAUGGACUCAGACGAAGGGUACAAUUAUGAAUUCGACGAGGAGGAAGAGGAAUGCAGCGAAGACAGCGCCGAGGAGGAUCCCGAAGACGACACCCUGGAAGUGGAGUUGGAUGAUCCUGUUGUGGCCGGUGGAGAACGAGAUGAAUGUGGGGAGACCGGAGGCAGUGGCCUAGGGCCCGGUCAAGACGAAGAGGAUUAUCGGUUCGAGGUUUUGACUGCCGAACAGAUCCUUCAGCAUAUGGUCGAGUGUAUCAGGGAGGUCAAUGAUGUCAUCCAGAACCCUGCAACGAUAACAAGAAUACUUCUUAGUCACUUCAAUUGGGACAAAGAGAAACUGAUGGAAAGAUAUUUUGAUGGGAACCUUGACAAAUUGUUCUCGGAAUGCCAUGUCAUCAACCCCAGUAAGAAGUCGAGGACACGGCUGAUGAACACGAGGUCCUCUGCUCAGGAUCUUCCCUGUCAGAUCUGCUACCUGAACUACCCAAACUCGUACUUCACUGGCCUGGAGUGUGGACACAAGUUCUGCAUGCAGUGUUGGGGUGACUACUUGACUACCAAAAUCAUUGAGGAGGGGAUGGGACAGACAAUUUCCUGCCCUGCUCACAGCUGUGAUAUAUUGGUGGACGACAACACAGUCAUGAGACUGAUCACAGAGUCCAAGGUGAAGUUGAAGUACCAACAUUUGAUUACCAAUAGUUUUGUAGAGUGCAAUCGACUGUUAAAAUGGUGCCCAGCGCCAGACUGUCAUCACGUAGUCAAAGUCCAGUACCCAGAUGCUAAGCCUGUGAGAUGCACAUGUGGCCGGCAGUUCUGCUUCAACUGUGGCGAGAACUGGCAUGAUCCCGUCAAGUGUAAGUGGUUGAGGAAAUGGAUCAAGAAGUGUGACGAUGACAGCGAGACGUCUAACUGGAUCGCAGCCAAUACAAGGGAGUGCCCCAAAUGCCACGUGACCAUUGAGAAGGACGGCGGCUGCAACCACAUGGUGUGUCGGAACCAGAGCUGCAAGGCCGAGUUCUGCUGGGUCUGCCUGGGGCCCUGGGAACCACACGGCUCUGCCUGGUACAACUGCAACCGCUACAAUGAGGAUGAUGCCAAGGCAGCGAGGGACGCCCAAGAGAGCCAGGCGUUGUCCCUCCUCCUCCUCCUCCAGCGGUCCAGGGCAGCCCUGCAGAGGUACCUGUUCUACUGCAACCGUUACAUGAACCACAUGCAGUCGCUGCGCUUCGAGCACAAGUUGUACGCCGGGGUCAAGGCCAAGAUGGAGGAGAUGCAGCAUCACAACAUGUCCUGGAUCGAGGUGCAGUUCCUGAAGAAGGCCGUGGACGUGCUGUGUCAGUGUCGCUCCACACUCAUGUUCACCUACGUCUUCGCCUUCUACCUCAAGAAGAACAACCAGUCCAUCAUCUUUGAGAACAAUCAGGCUGACUUGGAGAACGCUACGGAGGUUCUGUCUGGAUAUCUGGAGCGGGACAUCUCCCAGGACUCUCUGCAGGACAUCAAACAGAAAGUACAGGACAAGUACAGAUACUGUGAGAGUCGGCGUCGGGUGCUGCUGCAACAUGUGCAUGAGGGCUAUGAGAAGGACCUCUGGGAAUACAUAGAAGAUUAAGACUCUUUACUAAAAGAGAAACCUCUACAGACUAGAGCGCUGAUGCAAUGCCACGGGGGCAGGUUGUUGCUGAUCUUCCCAAUAUUGCAUUUUUUUUCUCCUCCUCUUGGGUUUUGUUUAAUGGAAAAAGUUUAAAAUAAAUUAUAUCAAAAUAAUAAAAAAUAAUUUAAAAAAAGUAGAAUAUUUCAAACAUUAAUCGUACAACAGUAUUGUUUGUAGCAGAUUGGAUUGUGAGGACAAAAAAAAAAGAACUCCCCCCGCUUCUCUCAAUUGGUCGCUAUAGUAACAUCAUUCCCCCCCCGCCCCCACCCACUGUUCAGUUUCCCAGUGAUGUAUUUUAUCUGUUGACUUUUAAAGUACCCUUGUGUGGGACAUGGGUUUGUGUUCAAGCCAUGUUCAUUAAAUGUGGUUAGAUCACAUGUAGGGUUUUUUUUUUGAAUGUUGAUUUGCUGAUUGUAAAGGUGCUGAACCACGUGGGUUGACAGGAGGGAAAAGACCCUGGGGAGUGCAGGAAAAAGGAAAUGUGUUUUUCAGUUUGUAAAUAACGCAUAUGCAUGGAACAGCAAAGUGUGGCCGUUUUCUUUCAUUUGUCUUUUUAUUUUUUUUUGAAAAAUAUUUAUUCUUUUUUUUUUUUUGAAAAAUAUUCAAUAGAGUUGCUGUGUAGAAGACAAGUUCGCUCCUGCUUUAAAAGAAAAAUGUAUUCUUUGGUGAGGGUUUGGAAGCUGUUGAACGAGCGAUGAAACUCUGACCGGGUUGUAAGUAGCUUUUUGAAAGCAAUUCUGACAAAACUAAAUCCACCUAAAAGGAUAGCAUUAGGUGAGAGAAUGAGACUAAAGAACAAGCCAUCUUCUUCUUCUUUUUAACAGCAAGCCAGACUGUAGUUCAGGUAAUAUAUUGAUUUAUUCAUAGUUGGAAUUGACCUUGCAACCUUCAGAAGUUAUCAGCUAAUUGCACCUGAGGGGGUUUUGAGAAAUGAACAGAGAAUGACUUCGCUGUGUCCCAAGUGGCUCCAUAUUAUCUAUAUUGUACACUAUGGGCCCUGGUCAAUAGUAAUGCAUUAUAUAGGGAAUAGAGUGCCGUUUGGGAUGAAGGUAAUGUCCUGUUUGUUCUAACCCCCCCCCCUCCUUCCCUCUUGUUCUUCCAUCACCACCCCUCCUCCUGUUUCUCCUUAGAAGUUGUAAUUUCCAGAUAACACACUACCAACUGUUUCAUGAGAGCCAAAUUGAGUGACAUUCACUCAUUAAAAAAAAAUAAACAAAUGUAUUUCUUUUUUCAGACUUGAGCUUUUCCUCAUGGUUUUUUUGUUUGCACCUUGGUAACCUGGCAGGCGGUAGAGCACCGUGGUAACCUGGGAGGCGGUAGGGCACCGUGGUAACCUGGCAGGCGGUAGGGCACCGUGGUAACCUGGCAGGCGGUAGGGCACCGUGGUAACCUGGCAGGCGGUAGGGCACCGUGGUAACCUGGGAGGCGGUAGGGCACCGUGGUAACCUGGCAGGCGGUAGGGCACCGUGGUAACCUGGCAGGCGGUAGGGCACCGUGGUAACCUGGCAGGCGGUAGGGCACCGUGGUAACCUGGCAGGCGGUAGGGCACCGUGGUAACCCGGCAGGCGGUAGGGCACCGUGGUAACCCGGCAGGCGGUAGGGCACCGUGGUAACCCGGCAGGCGGUAGGGCACCGUGGUAACCUUGCAGGCGGUAGGGCACCGUGGGUAACCUGGGAGGCGGUAUGUAAUUCCCUUAAAGGGCUGUUUUAAACUUGAGUCAGUCAGCAUGACUACAUGACCUAGUCCCCUAAAGAAGUAGGAACUGUGACAGACCUGGCUGACAAGACGUACCCCAUAACCCCUCCCCUUUCUUUAUCUGUUGUGUAAAGGAGUAUGGUUUUCGAUAGCACCAUCCAGAUGAGCUAUACACACUGCUUCGUGGGCUUUGAGGAACAGGUCUUGUCCGACAACUGCAUUUAAAAUAUAUAUAUAUAAGGACUGAGCAUAAAGCAGCGCUGAUGUUUUUGAGAUGUCUGUUGUUGUAAAGCUUUGGCAUCUAGGCUAGACUAUGAGAGUGGCGUUUACACUGGUUGCUAGUCUGAAAUGCCACCCUAUUCCCUAUAUAGUGCACUACUUUUGACCACAGACCAAUGGGGAGUGGAGCACCUAUAGGAGAUAGGUUGUCAUUUGGAAAGCAGCCUGGGUUGUACCAACAUGGUAACAUGAUGCCAUUUUACCUUCAUAACACUUUCCAGUUUUAUACGAGCUUACGAGGUCCAAAACGAGACAAACCCGAGCCCAGAGAAGUGGCUGGACUAGUCGCAGUGCUGUCCUCAGUCAGUGUUUGUUGGUAUUUCUCAAUGCACUGUAGCCCUCGAGAAAUACAAGAGUCUGGCAUUUGACAUUGAUGUGGCUGACAAGACGGAAACAAAGAUUUCUCUUCACCAAAGUGUGAAUCAUCUGAAAAUACUAUUUUUUAUCUCUUUGUUUCUGAUACUUUCUGUGAAAAGGGAAGUUCAGACACAGUUGCUUUCAUGUAUUAUAACCAUUCUUACAAACAAAAUGUCCUAUUUAAAUAAAUGUCAUUCAAAAGGAA